This is a messenger RNA of Lachnellula hyalina, 1290 nucleotides long. Its product is annotated as putative glycosidase. Gene Ontology annotation, biological process: fungal-type cell wall organization; carbohydrate metabolic process. The coding region runs from base 1 to 1290 and encodes 429 amino acids. Gene Ontology annotation, cellular component: fungal-type cell wall. The transcript has 2 exons. NCBI's taxonomy places the organism in Eukaryota, Fungi, Ascomycota, Leotiomycetes, Helotiales, Lachnaceae. The record is from RefSeq and is a predicted model, not a curated record. Gene Ontology annotation, molecular function: glycosyltransferase activity; hydrolase activity, hydrolyzing O-glycosyl compounds.
AUGCGCUUCACUAUCGCAACCGCGACAGCAGUCUUGUCUGCUCUUCAAGCAGCCAAUGCUCAGACCUUCACUGCCUGUGACCCAACAAAGAAAACUUGCCCUGGCGACAGCGGUAUUGGAAACGGCAAACCCUUCGUCACCGACUUCACAACCGUUAGUGGCACAGAUGCUCCAACUGGAUGGACCUAUGCGGACGGAACUACCAUGUCAUACGACAGUGCGAACGGUGCCAACUUCCAGAUCUCAACAAAGACCGGCGCCCCUACGAUCAGCACCUCGCAAUAUAUCAUGUUUGGUAACGUCAGCACAUACGCCAAGGCUUCGCCAGGAACUGGUAUUGUCAGCAGUUUCAUCUUGGAAUCGGAUGACCUUGAUGAGAUUGAUUGGGAGUGGCUUGGAUCCAACGAUGCUUCUGUAGAGAGCAAUUUCUUCGGCAAGGGCAAUGUUACUAGCUACGACCGAGCCAUCUACCACCCUAUCUCCCAAGCUGUUACUGGAUGGCACACAUACACCAUCGAAUGGACCAAAGACUACGUCAAGUGGUACGUUGAUGACAUGGUCACCCCCGUCCGUAUCCUAGCCUACGACGACCCCAAGACCAUCAAGGGCACCCAGUUCCCCCAAACACCAAUGAAGAUCAAAUUGGGCAACUGGGUUGGAUGUGCCGAUGCCGCUGCUGCUGCAGACCCAAAGACUCAAGGAACUUGCGAGUGGGCCGGUGGACCAGCAUCUUUUGACGGAAGUACUUCAUACAGCAUGUACGUCAAGAACAUCUCCAUCAGCGAUGCCGGCUGCGGUGGAACCUACACAUACUCCGACAUGACCGGAUCAUUCGAUAGCAUCAAGUCAUCCAACGAGGGAGCCUCGUGCGGCUCAUCCGGCUCAUCCUCAAGCCCAAGCUCGUCUGCUGGUUCUUCGUCGGCUGCCUCUUCCACGACCGCUUCAGCCACAGACUCAGCCUCAACAGUGAGCUCUGGAACCACCUCUACUGCUUCUGCACCAAACUCAACUACUACUGCGAGCAUCUCUACAUCUACCGUCCCAGCCGGUGUCUCCCCUUCAUCCGAGAACGCAACUGCUACGGGUAGCUCAAGCGGAAGUGGAAGCAACGGCACCAGCACCGGUUCUGGCAGCACAGGAGGAGCAACAGCCUCCGCAGCCGGCGGUGCCAGUUCAAGCUCAACCAGCACCCCACAAAUCACCACCAACUCGGCAUCGUCCCACAAAUACGGCACGGUGGAGCUGGUCGUCAUGGCCUUUGGUCUCGGCGUCGGAUACCUCGUCAUGUAA